AUGCUCACCAGGCCUGUCUGGGCAGCCAAUUUAUCAGGUCUGCCCGGGUUCUCUAUACGGGUGCGACACGGCCUACGACAAGUUCGUCGGCAGGCCUACACGACGCGGUCUUCGGAUAUCGAAGCAGACCUAGCUGCGCCGAAUGGCAAAUCAUGGUCGCAGCCGCUGGGUCUGUUUAUCGGCAAUGAGUUUAGGAACUCGGCAAAGGGGGGACGGAUCACUACGUUCAAUCCAUAUACAGAGACGGAGAUUUGCCAAGUGGUAGCUGCAACUUCUCAGGAUGUCGACGCAGCCGUCGAGGCGUCUCGUCUCGCCUUGAAGAAACCAUCAUGGAAGUCGUUGUCGGGCACAGAGCGCGGCCACCUAAUGAACAAGUUGGCAGAUUUGGUUGAUCAGCACCGCGAAACUCUUGCGGUUAUCGAGACCCUCGAUAAUGGAAAGCCUUAUUCCGUUUCCCUGGGCUUUGAUGUCCCACACUUCUCCGAGGUCCUGCGCUACUAUGCUGGGUACGCGGACAAGAUUCACGGCAGCGUCAUUGAUGUUGGCCAUGAGAAGAUGGCAUACACUUUAAAGCAACCUAUUGGGGUGUGCGGCCAGAUUAUUCCCUGGAACUAUCCGCUGGCCAUGGCAGCUUGGAAGCUCGGUCCUGCCCUGUGUUGUGGAAACACGGUGGUGCUGAAGCUUGCUGAACAGACGCCCCUGUCCAUGCUCUAUGUCGGCAAAUUGAUCCGUGAGGCCGGAUUUCCUCCCGGUGUGAUUAAUAUUAUCAACGGCCAUGGCGGGCUAGCAGGUGCGGCGCUAGCAUUACACAGAGACGUGGAUAAGAUUGCAUUCACCGGCAGCACUGCCACGGGUAAAGACGUGAUGCGUGAUCCCUUCGAGGCUACAACCUACCAGGGACCACAAGUCAGCGCCACGCAGCGAGAUCGCAUUUUGUCUUAUAUCAGAACUGCUCAGACCGAGAAUGCAAACAUUAUACAUCCAUGCGGGGCUAUUCCGGAACUUCCUAGAACGGGGUUUUUUGUCCCGCCCACUAUUUUUACCGAUGUCAACACUGCCGCGACUAUCUUCAAGGAAGAAAUAUUUGGACCCUGUGCCGCGGUAGCCCGAUUCAAGACUGAGCAGGAGGCACUCGAUAUUGCCAACUCGACACGGUACGGACUUGCUGGGGCUGUGUUCACGCGGGACAUGGCUCGUUCACAUCGUGUGGCGAGGGAACUAGAAGCUGGCAUGGUCUGGGUAAAUAGCAGCAAUGAUUCUGACGUGAGGGUUCCUUUUGGCGGCGUUAAAGAGAGUGGGAUAGGAAGAGAGCUGGGCGAGGAUGGAUUGAGGGGGUAUUAUAGUGUGAAGGCGGUUCAUGUAAACUUGACGGAGAGUUGA
Messenger RNA from Metarhizium brunneum ARSEF 3297, 1380 nucleotides. RefSeq names its product Aldehyde dehydrogenase. Gene Ontology annotation, molecular function: aldehyde dehydrogenase (NAD+) activity; DNA-binding transcription factor activity. Lineage: Eukaryota; Fungi; Ascomycota; Sordariomycetes; Hypocreales; Clavicipitaceae. The record is from RefSeq and is a predicted model, not a curated record. Gene Ontology annotation, biological process: regulation of DNA-templated transcription.